AGAACACGGUAUUGUCGGAGUGGGCAGGGUCACCGUGCCGUGGGUUGUUGUGGUAACCGAGCAACUGAGGCCGAAUAACUGCCAAGAUGUCGGAGACGGACCCAAAGACGGUGCAGGACCUGACCGCAGUGGUUACUACGCUGCUCCAACAGAUGCAAGACAAAUUCCAGACAAUGUCUGACCAGAUCAUCGGUAGAAUUGAUGAGAUGAGUGCUCGCAUUGAUGACCUAGAGAAGAACAUUGCUGACCUCAUGACGCAAGCAGGAGUUGAAGAAAUAGAAGGAGGAGAAAACAAGGCUCCCAAAUAACCUGAAAAGGAUGAUGGAAGUCUUUGUCUUUACACUUAUCCAAUCUACUUACUUAAUUCAAGAGUUUGUGCUGUGCUAAAAUGCGUUUUUAUAUUGAAAAUAAUGGAUGUACUAACAGCUGUAUUCGAAUUGUCUUUGUAAAAAAAUGUGUUGCUUAAACUUUAGUACACGUUAGGAAGUUGUGCAAUUGUUUACAAAUUGGGUACCUGUUAAAUAUUUCUAAGGAGAAGACAAUUUUGAUGUAGCUAAUUAAACUCCAUUUUCUGACAAAAAAUUUUAAAAAUAUUUUUCAUUAAAUUAUUCACACUACACUGUUUUGAAAUUAAGUUGAUUUAAGAUCUCAUUUCAACUAUAUUUGUGCCAUUGUUGCUAUGUUUUCAUCCCUUGAUGUUUUCAGUAAAAGACCAUGAAGGCCCAAUUUUCCUUUUUUCUUGAUACUAUCAGAAGCCAGCGUGGUGUUGUCAUACAGAAAACUCCAAUCUUAUUGGGCAACUCCUAAGUCUUCAUAAUGUAAUUGUUGCUAACCUGGUAAUGCCUUGAUGGAUGGCACUUAAUGUGAUUAAUUUGCCAGUUGUCAUCGUAAGUUUACUCUAAAUAUUGGCUUUCUUGUUUUUCUGAAUAUAUCUUGGGUAAGAUUGCUCUAACAUAUGAGUGCCUGUGCUUAAUCUUAGUGGGUGCCAUGUAUUUUUCAAUGUGAUUAACAUAUUAAUAGGUAGCAAUUAUAAUCAACUUGUAGGUAGUGACAUUGUUAGAGAAAAUUCUAAGUGGUGAAGGAGUAGAAUUUUCAAUGUUUUAAGUUAUGACACACACAGAUUGUUUUUGAAAAGAUUUCAUUGCAUACAAAUUUUUUUUGAAUGCAUUGAAAAUCUAUCUGCAAUAGAAGCUCUGGCAUAUUUUAAUUAGUACAACGUAUUAUGCUCAUUCUAGAUUUUUAAAAGCAUUGGCUUAAACUAUUUAAUUGGAACAGAUAUGUUGAUUCAGUGAUUUCAUAUUUGCUUAUUAAACACUUGAUCUUCUGUACAACAAUGUAUCUCAUUAAAAAAACAGUGUGAGUAUAGAAGUGUUUUUUAUUUCACUUUUUGGUUCUGACUUCUUGUGUUUUGUACUUUAUAAUGUGUUUCACUUUCAUCUGACAUUCUCUGUCAUACGUUCAUGCUUUGCUUAAGCAGAAUGUUUGGAGAUCAUAAUAAAAUAUAUAAAUCAUUAAUCCAGGGGUCAGCUUAAUCUAAAGGUGAUGGGCAACCUAGUGUUGAUUUAUGUGUUAUUUCAGUUUACUCUGCUGCUAUUUAUAGUCUUAAUGCUGUGUGUUAUUUGUAUUGUUCUUGCAAACUAU
Hemiscyllium ocellatum (epaulette shark) is the source of this 1641-nucleotide messenger RNA. RefSeq names its product heat shock factor binding protein 1b (gene hsbp1b). The record is from RefSeq and is a predicted model, not a curated record. Gene Ontology annotation, biological process: cellular heat acclimation. The coding region runs from base 87 to 308 and encodes 73 amino acids. Gene Ontology annotation, cellular component: cytosol; nucleus. Gene Ontology annotation, molecular function: transcription corepressor activity. NCBI's taxonomy places the organism in Eukaryota, Metazoa, Chordata, Chondrichthyes, Orectolobiformes, Hemiscylliidae. The transcript is spliced from 4 exons.